This is a messenger RNA of Erigeron canadensis, 3301 nucleotides long. RefSeq lists its product as uncharacterized. The record is from RefSeq and is a predicted model, not a curated record. The coding region runs from base 188 to 2878 and encodes 896 amino acids. NCBI's taxonomy places the organism in Eukaryota, Viridiplantae, Streptophyta, Magnoliopsida, Asterales, Asteraceae. The transcript is spliced from 9 exons.
CUCCCUAUGCAUACAUACAUACAUACAUACAUACAUUCACUCUCUGUUCACUGUGUCUUUGUGUGUGUGUUUUAAGUAGCAGUGCUAACAAAUUUGGUCAAAGUUUAUUUGACUUUUUGCUGGUUUCAGUUGUGGUGAGCUACAGCCUACAAGAAUUUUGUUAUUUUAUUUUCAACGGUUGGUAGGGAUGGAGGGAGGAAUAAAUCCUGAUGCAAUACUUGAUUUUGUUGAAUUUCAUAUACAUUCAAACCAAAACAGAUAUGAGGCCAAUGUAUGGAGUAACAAUAUAGAGGAGAAUGUAGUAUCCGGGCCCUUGGAUCUAAUGCUAUUACAUUUGCCUGAAAUUAAAAAUCUGUCCUCUAAAGGCUCUAGCACAAAGUUGAAGGUUUUGCCACCCGAGAGUGUAAAUGAUGUCAGCUGGUUUACAACAACCACACUGUUAAGAUUUUUGCGCAUUAUUGGUUUGCCAGACAUCCUUACUGCUGGGAAUGAAAUUUCCCAAUUAGAGGAGACCAGAAAAUUUCAAUUCUCAUUAUCUGAUAAGGCUGAAGUGGAUAUAACAACAUCAGUCGAGUCGAAAAAUGAACUACUGCAAGCAGUCGAUUUGAGAUUGGCAGCAUUGAAAGAGGAACUAGCUGAUGUGAUUAAUCAGGCUAUUGGUUCCAAAAGCUCACCUAAGGAUAUAUCUGACUUGGCAAACUUCGCUUUUCAUUUCGGAGCCAAGGAUUUGAGGGACAUCUUGCAGAAGCUUUCAGAGAUUGAAAGACAUAGCUCAACAGAAGAUGAAGAUUCACGCUUUUCUAGUGAGGAAGAUCAACCAUCUGUUGAAAGAAGUCGAGGUCUUACAAGAUCUGCGAUGCCUAGAAGGUCUGCAUCUCCAAUGAGAAGAAUCCAGAUUGGGCGAUCUGGUUCUCGAAGAGCAGCUGCACUAAAUAUCAAGAGUCUCAACGUAUUUCCAAAGUCCGCAUCCCAGAGAGAUGCAGCUGGUAACAUUAGUGAAGACGAAGAUUCACAAAGACCCCCUAAGAGCAAUGCACUAAAAAUGAGCGUGCAAGAUAAGAUCAGUCUAUUUGAAAGUAAACAAAAAGACCAAGGUAUAGACACUCAGAAGACAAAACCAACUGUUGGUGCAAACAAAGCUAUACUUAAACGAUGGAUUACAGGAUCAGGUACUAGCACUGGCAAUUCUUCUCCGAGCAGCUCUAAAAAUCUAGCGUCAGAGGACAAGACAGAAUCUGAUCGUACUAUUAACAAAACUGAAACUUGUGCCGAGACCUUAGAAAACAUCUCACCCUUGCCUGAAAAGGGAACAUCUCAUCAAUUAGGGCUGGAAGCCGGAACAGUUGAAUCUGAAAGAGAUUGGAGUGAAGAAAAGGAAGCUGCAUUGGACGAUCCCACGAAACUAAUGGACAGCAAGCCAGUUAGACAUCAAAAUGCGAAUAUUGUUGAUCACAAAGGUAUGGAUCCGAAAGAGCAGAAGGGUGGAUUAUAUGAGCUAUAUAAGCAUAAGAGAGAAGAACCUCAAUUUAAAGAGACACAUAAACCUAUUGACGAGAAAAAAGGCAAGAUGGCUGCCAACAAAGUGAGUGGUGUUAGUAGAAGACAGAAUGAACUUCAAAAAUCUCAAAAGAACUCAACUCAGUUGCUAGAUUCUAGAACCACAAAAGCUUCUGCUGUGAAGAAAUCUUCAUUAAAAUCGUCUCCUUUGCCUGCUUCACGUAAAUCAUGGCCUUCAACACCUUCACCACAAGCUUCAGGAGCAUCACCUGCUAGGACUCCAUCCCGUCCCACUUCUACUAGUUCUACACCAACAAAUCGAAAACCUCACCCUACUGGAAAAAUGGAAAAGUUACAACCCCAAUUGAGGACUCCGAAGGCAACACAGCCAAAUGCUACCAAGCGAACUAACACUAUAAAUCAGAAGAAGAAGCAGCCUAUAGGGGCAGAAAACAAAAAGAUUACGAAAACCAACGUUCCCAUUCCUAAGGAAGAUGUUGAUGCUACUGCCACUGCUAAACCCAGUUUUUAUAAUAAAGUGACCAGGAAAAACAGUGUAGUUCCAUUGGAAACAAAGCCGUUUCUUCGUAAGGGUUCUGGGAUCGGGCGUGGUCCUGGUCCAGCUGUUAACAAGACAAAAGUUGUGGGCCAGAAAACCGAGGAUAAUGUGGUCACAAGGAUUGGUACAACCAGUCAAAAUAAGGAGACGGAACUCGAACUGUCAGAAAACAGUCCUAAUAUAGAUUUGGAACCCCAAGUGGUUAGACAUAGCCCCACAAAAUGUGAGGAAUCAGAGAGAAAUUGCAGUAGUGUCGUCGGCCCAAGGGAAACAGAAUGGGUGGUAAGUGAUAUCAAUAUUACUAUGGAAGAAGAAGUAGUAAUUUCCCCAACUGCGUGGGUGGUAAGCGAAGAGAUUGAUCAGGAUGAGAUUAUUCCAUGCAAAGAAAGCCUGGUAAAUGUUUCAUCACCAGCCAGUGUCACUCCACCAGCUGGAUUUUCUCAUCCACGUGUUCGUCACUCUUUAUCUCAAAUGUUUUCCGAGGACAGCAACAAAGCUGAUAUAGGUGAGUGGGGAAAUGCUGAGCACCAUUCUACCUUGAUCUAUCAAAAAGAUGCACCGAGAGGAUUAAAAAGACUUUUGAAGUUUUCACGGAAAGCUAAAGCUGACUUGCAUGUAACUGCCUGGUCCAACAGUCCAUCAACAUUUUCUGAAGGAGAGGAUGAUGCUGAUGAACCUAAAGGUCUAUCAAAUUUUAGCAGAUUUAAUGAGCAGAAUCAUGUCUCUGCAUCCAUGAAUACAACCAAAGCAACAAGGUCAUUCUUCUCUCUUUCAGCAUUCAGGGCCAACAAGAUGAAGGAGACCAAGGUUCUUCAUCAUUAAAAGAGAGUCCAAGAAAGUACUGGAACUGUAAAUUAGACAUUUGACCUUACCCUGUAGAGGUGAACUUCAUCGGUUUUAAGUAGAUAUAUUCAUCCAUUAAAGACCAGGAAAUGAUCCAUUUUUAUUCAGACGUUGCAUGUUAAUUUCUUGCUACAAGUCAUUAGCGGGUGGAGUCCUUCUCAAAGUGCCUAUUGCACAAAUCGUUUGGGAUAGAAGGCAAGUGUGCCCAGUAAUGUAUAAAGACAACUAUUGAUAUUUAGAAGGCAAGUGUGCCCAGCUGUUAAACUCAAAGUAUUUUUUUUUUAUUUAUAAAUUUAUUAAUAUUAGCAGAUUGGAAAGCUUUAAAGACUGAAUAUUGUGGUUUUGUAUGUACAUGUACAACAAUAUGUUUGCUGUAUGAAGUUAGAUUGUGCUUUUUGACUU